AUGACGGGCCUGGCCCUUCCGGGAGGACUUAGGACAGGCCCGGAACAUCCAGGAGGACACAGACCCAGCCCGGCAGGUUUGGGAGGGCGCAGGACCGUCCGAGAGGACGCAGGCCCGGCCCGGCCCGUCUGGGAGGAUGCAGGCCCGGCCAGGCAAGUCCAGGAGGACACGAUGGGCCCACCGGUCCGGGAGGACGCAGGCCCGACCCUACCGGGAGGACACAGGCCAGGCUCGGCCUUGCUUAUCCGGGAGGAUGCAAGCCCGGCCAGUCAAGUCCGGCAGGAUUCAAGACGGGCCUGGCCCAUCUGGGAGGACACAGACCGGCCCUUCCUGGAGGACGCGAGUCCGUCCAGGAGGACGCAGGCCCGUCUGGAGGGACACAUGCCCGGCCCGUCUGGGAGGACUCAGGCCAUGCCUGGAACGUCCGGGAAGACGCAGACCCGGCCCUGCCCAUCUGGGAGGAUGCAGGUCCAUCCAGAAGGUCGCACGCCCGGCCCAGCCCGUCUGGGAGAACGCAGGCCCGUCUGGGAGGACGCAGGCCCGGCCCUUCCGGCAGGACGCAGGCCCGGCCCGGUCCGUCUGGGCGGACCCAGGUCCAUCAGAGAGGAAGCAGUCCUGGCCCAGCCCGUUUGGGAGGGCGCAGUCCCAGCCCGACCUGGCCCGUCCGGGAGGAUGCAGGCCCAGCUGGGACCGUCUGGGAGGACACAGUCCUGGCCCGGCCCAUCCGGGAGGAAGGAGGACUGUCCAGGAAAACACAGGUCCGGCCCGUCUGGGAAGGCGCAGGCCCGGCCCACCCCAUCCGGGAGGGCGGAGGCCCAUCUGGUAGGACGCAGGCCGGCCCAUCCGGGAGGACGCAGGCCCGGCGUGGUCUGGAUCGCCCAGGAGGACGCAGGCCCGGCCGCUCAAGUCCGGGAGGAUGCAGGCCCGGCCUGGGAGGUUCGGGAGGAUGCAGGACCGUCCCGGAGGACACAGGCCCGGCCCUUCUGGGAGGACUCAGGCCAGGCCCAGAACGUCCAGGAAGACGCAGACUCGGCCCUGCCUAUCUGGGAGGGUGCAGGUCCGUCCCAGCCCGGCUGGGAGAACGCAGGCCCGUCUGGGAGGACUCAGGCCAGGCCCAGCCCGUCCAGGAGGACACAGUCCCGGCCCAGCCUGGCCUCGCCCGUCCGGGAGGAUGCAGGCCCGGUCUGUCCAGGCGGAUGCAGACCCAGCCCGGCCUGUUCAGGAGGCCUGGCCCAGCUCGCAGCCCCUGGACUGGCGCGGCUCAGAGCACGGAUGCCCCGCCCGGCUUGCAGUAUGGACACCCGGCCUGGUAUCGCUCCCAGCACAGAGGCCUGA
Molecule: messenger RNA, 1335 nt
Organism: Carcharodon carcharias (great white shark)
Lineage: Eukaryota; Metazoa; Chordata; Chondrichthyes; Lamniformes; Lamnidae
Product: collagen alpha-1(I) chain-like
Exons: 2
Coding region: 1-1335 (444 amino acids)
Source: RefSeq, a predicted model, not a curated record